This is a messenger RNA of Tarenaya hassleriana, 1517 nucleotides long. Its product is annotated as fasciclin-like arabinogalactan protein 2. Bases 54 to 1283 code for a protein of 409 amino acids. The transcript is spliced from 3 exons. Lineage: Eukaryota; Viridiplantae; Streptophyta; Magnoliopsida; Brassicales; Cleomaceae. The record is from RefSeq and is a predicted model, not a curated record. Gene Ontology annotation, cellular component: plasma membrane.
CAUCCGCAACGUUAACACACAAACCCUCCCUCCUCCGCCGCAGCUCCGCCGCAAUGGCUCCUUUCCGGUUAUCAGCCACCGUCUCCGCCUUUUCCCUCCUCUUCUGCCUCCUCCUCUCCUCCUCAAACGCCCACAAUAUCACCAGAAUCUUGGCCAAAGACCCUAGCUUCUCCACGUUCAACCAUUACCUCAGUGCCACGCAUCUCGCCGACGAUAUCAACCGCCGGCAAACGAUCACCGUAUUGGCCGUCGACAACGCCGGAAUGUCGUCGAUCCUCUCCAAAGGCUACUCACUCUACACAAUCCGGAACAUCCUCUCCCUCCACGUCCUCGUCGAUUACUUUGGCGCCAAAAAGCUCCACCAGAUCACCGACGGGACAACCUCGACGUCAACCAUGUUUCAGGCCACAGGUUCGGCCACGGGGACCUCCGGUUACGUCAACAUCACUGACUUGAAAGGCGGGAAAGUCGCGUUCGGUGUCCAAGAUGACGACAGCAAGCUCACUGCUCAUUACAUCAAGUCUGUAUUCGAGAAAGCUUACAAUAUCUCUGUUCUUCAGAUCAGUCAGGUCUUGACUUCUCCCGAGGCUGAGGCUCCCACUCCGAGCCCUGGCGAUCUCAAUCUCACUUCCAUUCUUGAUAAGCAAGGAUGCAAAGCCUUUGCGGACAUGAUGACCUCGACGGGAGCCGACAAGACGUUCCAGGACACGAUUGACGGAGGGUUAACUGUGUUCUGUCCGACCGACGGCGCCGUCAGCAAGUUCAUGCCAAAGUUCAAGUCUUUGUCCGCGGCGAACAAGACGGCGUUAGUGUUGUACCAUGGAAUCCCUGUUUAUCAGUCGUUGCAGAUGUUGAGAUCUGGUAACGGUGCCGUUAACACUCUGGCGACGGAGGGAGACAACAAGUACGAUUUCACAGUGCAGAACGACGGCGAGGACGUGACGUUGGAGACGGACGUUGUAACGGCGCAGGUAACGGGGACGUUGAAGGACCAGGAGCCGUUGAUUGUGUACAAAAUCGAUAAGGUUUUGAUGCCCAGAGAGAUUUUCAAGGCCACUGUCAAGGAAGCUCCGUCGCCGAAGCCGAGCAAGCACAAGAAGAAGUCGACGGCGGAUGAUGAGUUGGCCGACGGCCCGGGCGCCGAUGCUCCGGCGGAUGAUUCCGAAGACCAAGUCGCCGACGACAAAAACGGCGCCGCUCCGGAAAUGAUGACGUUGACGGCUGGUCGGAGUUUCUUGACGGCGAUUGUCGGAUUCUGUCUCGGUGUUGCUUAUUUCAUGUGAGGACCAAAAAAAAAAAUAAAUGAAAGAGUGAAGUGGGUUUGCGACACGUGGCAUGUGUAUGAUAUUGCCUCGGUGGGAAUCUUGCUCGAUAUUUUUGAUUUUUUUUUUUCAUUCUUUUCUGGAAAUGAUUUGUUUUUUUAUUUAUUUUUGUGUGGAGAUUUGGAAUAAUAAUUAGCCCAACUUGCUUGGGCUGUCGGUUUUAUAUUGGAUUUUUCUAUGGAUAUUACGUUUAAA